CGCGCAGGCAGAAAGCUUUGGCUGCGACCUGGCAAGCUCUAUCUCUUUGGAAGAACGGCACAGACGUAUGAACCCGGCCAGCUCGGCAUAUCCGACAAGACAGUCUCCAGGAAACAUCUCACUAUCAAAGUCGAGAGCGUACCCGAGGGUGGUGGUGUUAGUAUUCUGUGACGCAUCCCCUGUUUGCUCUGGGAGAUGUGGCUAAUUUUAGCAACCUUGCAGCUCAAUCUUCACACCCGUUCAGUAGUAGCGAUUCACGAUCUCGAUUCGAAGAAAGGGUCGCUUCUCAAUGGGGCCCAGAUACGCGGCGAGACAAGGUCGCUCUCGGAAGAUGUGAACGAGGUGAAGCUAGGCGCGUGUCCCAAGAUUAUUCGCAUCAUAUGGCACCCUGUUGUCCUUAGCUUCUCUUUUACCAGCAAGGAGCUGCGAGCCGACCCGUGGGCAAAACUGCGCGAGUCCCUUGAACAGCUGGACAUCAAAUAUUCGGCAGAAUACGAGAAACUGACGUCGCACGUCGUGACAAAAAAGCGCAACACCCCCAAAGGACUCCAGGCUCUAAUCAACGGCAAAUAUAUUGUAACCGACAGCUUCAUCAGUGCCAUUGUCAAUGCCGCAACUGUAGCCCAUGGAGCCGAAGAUGGCGCCCAAAGUGCUUUAGAGAAAGACUUUGAAGGCGCUUGGCCCAAAGCCAUCGACCAUCUACCGCCUCGCAGCGAGGAGCCUGUCGAUAGGCCACCCGAAUCCUACGCACCCGAUGCGCGGCGGCAGGAGGUUUUUGAUGGAUACAAAUUUGUGUUUUACGAAAAGAAGCAAUACGAGAACCUAUUUCCCGCUAUUACGUAUGGCAGAGGUAAAGCUCUACUAAAGGAGGUAAUCCCGAGGGAAACUGAAAUAGACGAUUUCGUCCGAUAUGUCAAAGGGGUGGCCGGGGAAAAGGGGCUAGGGUCGUUUGAAGACGGCAGUGAAGGUAAAGGCGUCGUGGUGGUGCGCUAUAUGCCAGCCAAGGGCGCCGAAUCCGAAUGGUUUGCCCAGUUUCUCACCUCGUUUGCCCUACGGCUUGAUCACCGUCCAAUCGACCAGCGCGAGUUUUUGGAGGCCAUUCUUGAUUGCGAUGCGUCCACACUGCGACGCCCUCUUGAGGAAGAGAGCCAGCCCAGAACACGCAAUAAGCUAAAUGCCGGCGAUACUGUAGGCCGUGCAGAAGCCAACAACCCUCCCUCUCAGCAUCAGGAAGAGCAACAACAGCAACAGCAAACCCCCCAGGAGGCACCUCAGGCAUCUGCACCCCCCACGCGGAGGGGUCGGGCUCGGAGGGGUGUAGCAACCCGCUUUAGAGGAUUUGAUUUUGGUGCCGACGGGGAGGAUGAUGCUCCCGUGGUGGAUUCGCCGGUCAUGGAGACCCCCGCCAUGGAGGCUUCGACUACGCAGCCCCCCGAAGCAGCUGCCGCCUUUCAAGACAGCCUGUUCGUUUCUCAGCAUGAAAACUUGAGCCACGCCCCGGAAGAGACGGAUGACGGAGAGGUGCGUACCACCCGACGGACCCGCAAACGCCGCCUCUCGCCACUCCCCGAGCAUGACUAUUCGGCGCUCAUGGACGACAUUGCGCCCACGGCUGCAGCCGCAAAGCGUCGGCGUAUCGAGGCCGGCCAAACACCUGUGCCCCUUCCGCCGGACCCCCAGCCGAACGAGGAGGACGUAGAGAUGGCCGCCGAAUCGCCACCAGAGGUGACGAGCAAGACAGAAACAGCAAAGGGCAAGAGCAAGAAGGCGAAGGAGGGCGAUGCCAUCCUAGAGCUCGCCCGCCAGCGCCGCGAAGAAGCCGAGGCUUUGGCGGCUGCCGAGCGCAAGACUCUUACCGACUUGCAAGACGAUGAGAUCGACUAUGCAGCCAUUCGUGCGCUGCACAUAAUCGAGGACUGCGACGUACACUUUCCUGGCGCGAACGCCGCUCCUGGCGGGACACGCGACCAGGAGAUCGCAGACGGCCGCUGGGACCCGCGGUGGAACGGCCGCAAAAACUUCAAGCGGUUCCGCAAACAGGGAGAGCAGGGGGGCCGCACGGCUCCACGCAUCAUCAUUGCGCUGGAAGAAGUCAGGCCGAAAGAGUACGGUAUUGGUGACGAUUACUGGCUCGAGAACAAUGAUAGCUCCAGUCGGCGCAAAAAGGACAGCCAGCGGGAGUCGCAGACCCAGCAGCCAAAGACCCAACCAACCCCUACCAUUGCUAGAGAGAAGGUUUCCGCAGCACGGCGGAGGGGGAUCGUUGCCGUGGAUAGCAGUGAUGAGGAUGAGGACGAAGACGAUAUCGAAGAUACCGAUGCCAUGGUGCAAGACACGUUUGUAGCCCAGCCCGAGCCCCCAAGGUCCCGAACCGCCAAGGCAGCGGAAAAAGCGAACUCGCUUCGCAGCCAGUCACAGUCUCAGGCACAAACCCAGACACGGAGCAGCCAGGCAGCAUCAUCGGCCCGAGCGAGUAAGCGCGCCGCGCCUGCCUCGCCAGCAAAAGAACGAGCUGCUAAGCGCACGCGGAGAGGGUUCGAAGCCAAAGAUAGCGACGAAAGCGACGACAGUGAGGACGAGCUCAAGUUCCGCUUCGGCAAGAGGAAAUAGAAGACGGUGUCUAAUGUGAUUUAUGUAUUGUGCAUCAAAGGGAUGCCGUAGAUGGACCGACAUGAUAGCUAUAGCCAAAUAACGAAGACAUGACCUUGCUCCUUCCUAUAAUACAUAUCGGGUAUCUUAUAUAGUAUAUAGAAAGCAUACCUAGUCUAUGUACGUACGUGUUGCAUGUGCCUUGGAUUAGCUGCGCAUCUUUCUAUCGUG
Molecule: messenger RNA, 2820 nt
Organism: Lasiosphaeria miniovina
Lineage: Eukaryota; Fungi; Ascomycota; Sordariomycetes; Sordariales; Lasiosphaeriaceae
Exons: 3
Coding region: 196-2610 (804 amino acids)
Biological process (GO): mitotic G2 DNA damage checkpoint signaling; double-strand break repair via homologous recombination
Cellular component (GO): Mre11 complex
Molecular function (GO): damaged DNA binding
Source: RefSeq, a predicted model, not a curated record